Pseudovirgaria hyperparasitica is the source of this 921-nucleotide messenger RNA. RefSeq names its product mPR-typeG-protein-coupled receptor. Bases 1 to 921 code for a protein of 306 amino acids. Gene Ontology annotation, molecular function: signaling receptor activity. Gene Ontology annotation, cellular component: membrane. Lineage: Eukaryota; Fungi; Ascomycota; Dothideomycetes; Acrospermales; Acrospermaceae. The record is from RefSeq and is a predicted model, not a curated record. The transcript has a single exon.
AUGAAAACCGAGACCCAGAUCACAUAUCAAAGCGUGCCGAGCGAUCCUGAUACUCUUUCGACCCUCAAAACGAAACAACGACUUUUACACUUCCACGAAAUCCCAAGCUGGCAACAGGAAAACGAGUAUCUCCUCUCAGGCUACAGACCGACUGCAGACUCGACGUUGGAUUGUUUCCAAAGUUCUUUCCGCUGGCACAAUGAAACAAUUAACAUAAUCUCGCACAUCGCUGGCAGUGUGUUAUUCGCCGCAUUGCCAUUCCACUUCUACUACAGCGUCUACCUCGAGACGCCUCAUGCGUCCCUGAUCGACUUUGUGCUGUUCACUGGCUACUUCCACGGAGUCUCGAUAUGUUUCGCUUGCUCUGCCAGCUGCCAUAUAGUCUGGAACCAUAGUCCCUCGAUCGCAUCAUUUGGCAAUCAACUGGACUACUUGGGGAUCGUGCUGCUGAUGUGGACGGCGAGCCUACCAUCCAUCUACUAUGGUUUCAUCUGCGAUCCCACUCUGCGAUACUUCCACUGGGCGCUGACGACAGCGCUCGCUGCUGGCUGUAUUAUCACCACGAUGCACCCACGCUUCUGCACGCCGCAUUUCCGAAGCUAUCGCGCUGGCAUGUACACAGGGUUAGGCCUUGCUGCCAUGUUCUUUGUCACUCAUGGAAUCAUGCUGCAUGGGAUUGAGAUCCAGGAGCGCCGCAUGGCGUUAAAGUGGAUGUUGGCCAUGGCCUCUUUCAAUAUCUUCGGAGCUGCGGCUUAUGCUGCCAGGGUGCCGGAGCGGUUGUACCCCUAUACAUUCGACUUUGUGGGCGCGAGCCAUCAGAUCUUCCAUUUCAUGGUCAUCUUCGCGGGCAUCGCGCAUUACCUGGGUUUGAUCAAGGCGCUGCAGGAAGUUAGAGAGGUGCGACAGGAUUGUAAUUCAUGA